This is a messenger RNA of Chiloscyllium plagiosum (whitespotted bambooshark), 2222 nucleotides long. RefSeq names its product TAFA chemokine like family member 3b (gene tafa3b). Lineage: Eukaryota; Metazoa; Chordata; Chondrichthyes; Orectolobiformes; Hemiscylliidae. The record is from RefSeq and is a predicted model, not a curated record. Gene Ontology annotation, molecular function: receptor ligand activity.
AGGGGUGCUGUUUGUGGUCUGUCCCAUACUCAGGCUCCCGAGGGUUUGUCUCAGUCAAACCCUGGUUCCUGUUGUUCUGUAGGAUUCCUUUUGCAGUCUGUGCUUUGCCAAGUUAGACUGAGAGUGGCACUGUUCACCAACGCACUGAAUCCAGGGGGUCCCUCUGGAGCAGCAUUAACAGCAGCAGCAGAGAGUCGCUCAGCCCAGCCCAGCUCACUCUCCAUCUCCCUUUAACCACAGAUCACACACAUCACUCAGUAUCUCUCUCCGACUCUCAUCAGCUUAUCCUGCUGCCAGUAAACAGCACAGACAGACACACACAGCCUCUGCGUAACACCAAGAGAUACGUCUACAAACGAACCAAGUCGCUGUUGGAGCCCCUCGUCCUAUUCCUUCCCUGACAAUAAUUGUUACCUUCUCCUUGGAGAUGAAGUGAAGAGUUUGCGGAUGGUGACAGAUUGGGAAAAGUUUGAAGAGUGUUUGUUUUGCAAAGUCACUAUCCCCUCCUCCCAGGGACUGAGGAGGGGGAAAGCUGUCCUCAGGUUAAUGAGACACAAGGACACUGAGGAAGUGAAGAGAGAGACCAACGUUGCUGAUAAUCUUUAGCUUUGAAGACCACCACAGGAUGCUGCUGCUGCUGCUGCUGCUGCUGGGAGGAUUUAAAAUCAAGGAGGGUCACUGAUGCCUUUGUGUUUAGAGCAAGAAACAAGGAUGAAUGGGAGCUACUUCCAAAACGUGGACAAGUGGCUAAUCCUGCUGACUGUGUGCCUGAUAACAAUCUGGGGACGGGUAAGCCUGGCCUCAACUCAUCAUCGGAGCCACUCAGUGGUCCAUGUUAAAGCAGGCACAUGUGAAGUGAUCGCUGCUCAUCGCUGCUGUAACAAGAACAAGAUUGAGGAACGCUCACAGACUGUCAAGUGCUCCUGUUUCCCCGGGCAAGUGGCUGGGACAACACGAGCAGCUCCAUCCUGCGUUGACGCCUCGAUUGUGGUUCAGAAAUGGUGGUGUCACAUGGAACCGUGUUUGGAAGGUGAGGAGUGUAAGGUUCUCCCAGAUCUGAGUGGCUGGAGCUGUAGCACCGGAAACAAAGUCAAAACCACCAAGGUCACUCGAUAGUCCUUUGGGAAUACGGGAGGCAGUGUUUUAUUUUUUAAAAGCUGAAAAGUGUUCCAUCUUUCAAUGAGGGCUCCACAGAUGGGACUGGUUAACCUGACUUAUAGUUUGUUCCCAAGCAGCUACUUAUGUCUGAAUGGGAAUCUCCUCCGCUCCCAAAGAAACGUCAGAAAUAACAAAGACAUCCAAGGCACCACAAGGGAGAGAAGCAUACAACCGAAGGACCCUGGUAAUGGGUGAGCGUUGGGAUGUCUACGAUGGAUUCCUCUGGGUCAUACCUGCUGGGGUCAAUGGACACAGGGUUCAGGGAAAGUUCCACCUUCUUCCAGUUCAAUCAACCUGACUUGAGAGGGAGACCUACCCACCCCCUCCACCAUUGUCAAAAAAGCGCAGUACUCUCCUCUCCCAUCGCCCUGCCCUACGUCUCCGAUGCAUCUCAGCUCACACUGAUCCUUGUGUUCUGAUGUUAAGCAGUCUUCAAAAGGAAACUUGAUCUGAAUCUCUCCGGUGAAAACUUUGUUUUUUUUUGCCUCUUCCCAUCCAAUUCCAGUCAGCGAACACAGUCUUUCGGGUUCAAGCCGCUUUAAGUGGGAGUCUCCCUGGAGGUGUCCCUAACCACCAUGGCUGAGGGGGGCAACAUUUUUUCAAUGUGCAGGCUGCGUGGAUGUGAUAGCAAAUGCUGAAACUCCUGGUCUUGCUGGAGUUAUGCCGAUCACCAACACCAUUACACAGAAAGGUGACUUAACAAUUCCAUGCUGUCUACACCUGACUGAGUCCAACUCACUGCUCCCUCACAAGGCUUAUUGAGCAGUGGGGGGAGUUGUUCCUGCUGCUGUCCACUUCCAGGAAUCUACUUGGAUCAGAAGCCCUAGCCUCUUCCUUCAAUUACUCCAUCUUUCACACACACUGCAGCAAUGCUCAGCCGUAAUUUUAUCAGGGGCCUUCCUGAUUGGCUCUUUGUGACUCUGUAGCCAAGAUUGAGUAGUGAAAAUUAAUCGGAUCUUAUGACCUUCUGUAAUCCCCUCAGUUAGAUUGUAUCAUAUCUGUACAAAUUCAGAGUUAAUACAUGUUUGUGUCUGAUAAAGAUAAUGCCUUGUGUGUUUUCACUU